Lytechinus variegatus (green sea urchin) is the source of this 1509-nucleotide messenger RNA. RefSeq names its product sialin-like. The record is from RefSeq and is a predicted model, not a curated record. Lineage: Eukaryota; Metazoa; Echinodermata; Echinoidea; Temnopleuroida; Toxopneustidae. Gene Ontology annotation, biological process: monoatomic anion transport; transmembrane transport. The transcript has 9 exons. Gene Ontology annotation, molecular function: transmembrane transporter activity. The annotation marks the transcript as partial.
UUAGCGCCUCCGAAAGAUAGAAAAAGAUGGCAACCAAACUCAAGAAUGUUCUUUGCCUUCAUGUGCUUUUGGUGUGUGACUUCCAUGGAUUCUUUACGUAUCAACCCUAGCGUCGCCAUUACGGCGAUGGCUGUAUCCAAUCACACAAAAGAAAAUGCAUCACGUGGUCCAAACAACUCUACGCAUGCGUGUAUCAAUGAUGGAAUCACAGAAGAUGCUGAUGAUACGGAUAUCAAGCCUGAAUUUUCUUGGAGCAGUCGAACACAAGAGCUUCUUCUCUCCGCAUUCUUCAUCGGACUACCCAUAACCCAACUCCCAGGCGGCUGGCUCGCCGAUAGAGUAGGCGGGAAAUGGGUAGUCAUGAUUGGAGGUGUAGUGACGGCUGCAAUGAACAUGCUAGUUCCUGUAGCAGCAAGGACAGGAGCUGGGUAUUUCUUUGGGGUGAGGCUGUUGGCUGGACUAGCUGAGGGCACUGUUGUUCCUGCUAUGUUCACGUUACUCGGGAAAUGGUCAACAGUUGAUACCAACACAAGAAUAUCAUCGUUCGCUCUAGCUGGUGCUCCAUUCGGAAUGGCUGUAGGUCAGACUCUAUCUGGUUUGAUAUGCUCAACUCCCUGGCUUGGAUGGCCUUUCUCAUUCUAUAUCUUAGGUUCAAACGCCCUUGUUUGGGCAAUGUGUUGGGGACUCUUCAUCAAAGAAAAACCUGAUGAAGAUACACCGGCUUCGAGUGAAGAUGUAUCUCACAAUGAUGACAUACAACAAAAACAGGAAAAUAAUUCGAAGAAGAAAUCCUACCCAAUAUUCAAAGUUCUGACGUCACUUCCUGUGUAUGCCUUGAUCAUCCUGCGAUUUUCAAUCCACGGUUGGGUUGUGGGAACUCUUCUCACCAACCUUCCUAUCUUCAUGAAGUACAUCCUAGGAUUCAAAGUGAGAGAGGUUGGACUUCUAGCCUCUGUUCCCUACAUCUGCCAAAUGAUUACGUGUAUAAUUACGUCACAGAUAUCAGACUUUCUCAUUGGUCGAGGCACCAGUGUGACGAAGGUUCGAAAGACAUCAGCAAGCAUUGGUGCCAUAAUGAUAGCUGGGUCACUUAUACCGGUUGCUUUUCUCGUAUGUAACCGGUAUUUCGGCAUGGCACUGGUGAUCAUCGCAACCAUAGGAACCGGUGUGGCGUAUCCGUCGGUUUUCUCGAAUACAGUUGAUUUGGCGCCCCGGUCAACGGGUACUCUAUAUGGAAUAUCAAAUACCAUUGGGAUAUCCGCGAGUUUUAUAUCUCCGAUGAUAACUGGAAUACUAAUUGUCGACCAGUAUGAUCCUGUAAGCUGGAGGUAUGUGUUCUACAUCGCUUCAGCAAUCACAGCUUUUUCCGCUAUUUUCUUCCAUACGUUUGGAUCGGGAGAAGAUCAGAAAUGGGUCAAAGACGACGAGACAGAGGAUGUCGAGAAUGCCAAGGAAAUUGAACUUUAUUCGAACCAUGGUUAUGACAAUGGGCAAGAUUUUGAAAUAUGA